Molecule: messenger RNA, 1395 nt
Organism: Cicer arietinum (chickpea)
Lineage: Eukaryota; Viridiplantae; Streptophyta; Magnoliopsida; Fabales; Fabaceae
Source: RefSeq, a predicted model, not a curated record
CCAUAACGGUCGCAUUUUGUCUCUUCACUACACACUCAUUCUCUCUCUCCCUCAACGCUUGCUGAUUCAUUCCUCUCUCUCUCUGAAGUUAUCAAUGGAACCCGCGAAGAUCGAUUGGAAGAGACUAGAAUGGAACUUCUCCGUAGACGAACUCUACGAACACAUCAACGCACCCAAAUGGGUUGACUUCUUGUCCCUCAAUCAUUCUCCUCUUCAUAACAACAACGAUGACGAAGCUUGGUUUUGCAAACCUGAUUGCAACCACCCUAAAACAGCAGAGGAUUUUCUCAGAUCACCAUCUCCUUUCAAGGCUAGAAGUCCAUUUUACAUCUCAGAAAAUCUUUCAUGUGAUGACCAAAAUAGAAGAGAUAUGAAAAUCAAGAGAAGGGUGCCACCACUUUCAUCAUCUUCUCUCCAAGAUGAUAAAUUCAGAUUCAAACAAGAUAUCGAAAACCAAAACCCAAAUUUGUUUACUCCUCCAAUGAAGUCCUUGAAAGCCGAAGUCAAGUCAAGUGAAGAGAAGAAGAAGCUAGUUGAUGACACAUUCCAGGAAAACACGGCCGGGCCUUCAUUGAAAUCAACUCUUUCCGCGAAGAACUUGUUUUCGAGACGGCCGAUUUUGAAUCAAAUCACAGAUUUCUGCAAUGAAUUGAAGAAAAUGGCAUUGAGAGCUAGGGAGAGAGAAAAUGCUGAAAUUUUAAACCAUGUAGAGAGUAAAGAAGAGGUUGUUGUGCUUGAGAAGACUCCAACUGUUAAAAGUUCGGCAGAGUCAGAUAGAAGAGAGAAAGAAAGGAAACCACUGCUUGUAGUGAGUAAGGCUGAAAGGAAACCAUUGCUUCAUAGAAAGAAACCUGAUGAGGCAGAAAACAUGCCUAUAACUCUUGACUUGGAAAAUGUAAGACACAAGAAGGAGAAUAGCCUACAACAAAUAAGAACAAAUCCUCCUUCUCCUCAGUGCUUCUCUGACGGACUCAAUAAAUCUCACCCUCCAAAGGGUUCCAGAUCUCGGCUAAUGGAGAGAGGAAUACUUGAAGAAGUUGCUGAGCAAAACAAGGAAGUUGCAAAGAACUCGACAGCACACAACAACAGAAGUAUUACAAUAAUGGACGGAAGAGAAACAAAAACCUUGGACAUGUUUUGGUUCUUCAAGCCAUGUACAACAAUGUCAAGCUGACUUUCAUUGAAGUGAUUAUAAAUUCAUUUAUUCUUUCAUUUGUUUUCUACAUUACUAUUUCUAUAAUGUACUCGACCUGUUUUAUUUAGGUGGAAAUCAUUCUUUUAUCAUUAUAGCCAUUCUUUAUUAAUUGUCAUAUGACAUAUUCUUGUAACAUUGAUGAUUCAAUACACCUGUAGUGAACCAAAAGUUUAUCAAUAAAUUGUUACCUUUAAUUGUGA